CAUACGCAAGGAAUAGCACCAGACGCACAUAAUGUGCCAAGAGCAAUCGUCGUAGCAUUCCAACCAUAUCCCUCUUGCAAGCUACCUGCAGUCAAAGGACCAAGCAACCCAGCAGCUGCGAGAGAGCAGUUCAUGAGAGAGAAGGAGCUAGCG
Messenger RNA from Lindgomyces ingoldianus, 153 nucleotides. RefSeq lists its product as uncharacterized. The annotation marks the transcript as partial. The record is from RefSeq and is a predicted model, not a curated record. Lineage: Eukaryota; Fungi; Ascomycota; Dothideomycetes; Pleosporales; Lindgomycetaceae. The transcript has a single exon.